CACAGUGAGGAAAGGUCCAGAGGGAAAAAGCGGACAUAAUUUGUGCAUUAUCUAAUCUCAGCCACUGAUUCAACUCCAUAGUCUGUGACUUUUGGAGUCCUCCAGUAUUUCCAAGUUGCAUCUUCACAUUUAAAGUUUCUGGGGGAAAACGAGCAGGGCAGAUUUUUAGGAAAUACCAGAUGUGGCAGGGGCGUGGAAGGGGACAAUGGGAAUAGAAGCAGGUUUCUUAAGUUGUGUUUGUACUAGAUUUUAAGCGAGCUGAGAACAACUCGCGUUCAAGUAAGCGGCUGAGAGGUGGUCCUACGCAAGAACACGUUUAGUCGUAGAGUACCGGUAACACAGAACUGGUUUAAACCCCACCCUCCGUCUCCCGGCGCUUCUUCAGGGCGACUUUGUCAGUACCCCAAACGGUCCCAGCAUGAGGUCACUCUGCCCGGUCACGUGCUCGAGCCCGCGGGAGCGCCACAUCGCCAGCCGCACCCCUCCACCCCCACCCUGCCCACGUGAGCCGGCCUAGUUUCUCAACGCCCGGCCCUACGCCUAGCUCGGGAGGCCCCGCCCCACGCUGAGCGCUCCGCCCGCGACUCUCAGUCCCUUACCCACCCAGGCUCUACCACGGCCCGUGGACCCACGUGUUUUUUCUUGUCCAAUGGGAGCCGGCGUCCGGGUGCGAAGGGGCGGGGAGGAAAGGGACGACUGCGUUACUUUGCGAGAAGGGGGCGGGACCUGCAACGUCGGACAGAACGAGGGGACGUAACGGAGGGAGGUCGGAGCCGCUGCCGUCGCCAUGACCCGCGGUAACCAGCGAGAGCUCGCCCGCCAGAAGAAUAUGAAAAAGCAGAGCGACUCGGUUAAGGGAAAGCGCCGAGAUGACGGGCUUUCUGCUGCCGCCCGCAAGCAGAGUGCCCCAUCAUCUCUACCCCCAGGGACUCGGAGAUCAUGCAGCAGAAGCAGAAAAAGGCAAACGAGAAGAAGGAGGAACCCAAGUAGCUUUGUGGCUUCGUGUCCAACCCUCUUGCCCUUCGCCUGUGUGCCUGGAGCCAGUCCCACCACGCUCGCGUUUCCUCCUGUAGUGCUCACAGGUCCCAGCACCGAUGGCAUUCCCUUUGCCCUGAGUCUGCAGCGGGUCCCUUUUGUGCUUCCUUCCCCUCAGGUAGCCUCUCUACCCCUGGGCCACUCCCGGGGAUGAGGGGGUUACCCCUUCCCAGUGUUUUUUAUUCCUGUGGGGCUCACCCCAAAGUAUUAAAAGUAGCUUUGUAAUUCCUUGAGCGCCUGGUUUGACUGGGGACUUGGGGGGAUGGGGUUGGAGGAAUGACUGCCCUUUCCCACCAAAAAUGGAGAACUCUUUAGACUCAGAUUGUGGAUAUGUAGGCUUAAUAAGUGAAACAUCACAGAAGAAGCCUUUAUUAUACAAUGACAACCAAACAAGUACUCCGGAUAUGUGGUAGAGGAAUCCUCUAAGAACCAUAGAGACUUCUUUUCUGUGAUUUUUGUUCCCCACCCUUGAACACCAUCUCUGGGAUGGAGUUGGCCUAAGAGUGAAGGCUGCAAGAUCUGUGUUUAUGCCUCUCUUCCUCAUUCUUCCUCAGUUUGUUCGUCUGCUUGAAAGUUGGCCAAAAAAUCCUGCUGCUCACCGACUUCCGUGGUCAGAUGCUGUCAAAUGUUAACAUUCUCUUCUGUCAUUCCUCAUGGAAUGAGGGUGGUUUUUGUCUUCCCUCUUCCCUUGACCUCAAGAUCAGAAUUAAAGCCUGGGGUAGCCUCUGCUCCUUUCUUCCAAUGCCCUGGUUUGUUCUGUGGUUCUGGGCUUCUUAUAUCCCUGUGCCCAGGGCUGAACUGCUUAUUUUCCUUUCUCCAAGGGCAGAGCUGUCUUCAGUCCCUGUUGGUCUUUCCCCACCCCCACUUCCAGCCCAAGAGCCAGGAAAGGGCUGGUGCCACACUGUCUGCUAAAAUCAGCAGUGGUUCCUGAGCUGCUGGUUUGGGAGUUAGGCUCUUGAGCUGGGAUGCAGAUGUAACAGUAGCUCCAGUGCGUCAGACACUGCCCAGCGCAUUAGAGUGUGUUUGACCACUUCUUCCAGUUCAGACAUAGUACUGACUUUAGCCUAAAGGGAAAUAACUCCCCAUUGUAUCCUUGAUGUAUUGAGCUGGGCUGGACAGCUCCCUUUUAGCCAACUCUAGGAGUACAAUGUCAGGGGAGCCCAUUUGUGAAAGGGACUUAGACUGGAGGAUAUUUGUUAUCUGGGGAUACGAUGCAGUGGUGGUGUCGCCUUCGUCGCCUGAAAAUAAGGGGCUGGGGUUUCUGGGUGGGGGACCAACAGAGUGGUGCCAGUAGCAGCCCCAGAUAGAGGAGUACACAGGCCCAGCAUGAGGAAACUUUGACCCAGAAGGUGGCCCAGCUACCCUUGGUGAAGGUCUUUUCCAGUUCUGCUCCCUCAUAGCUGUGUAACCAAAGGCUCUGGUUAGAGAAUAUGAAGGGCCUUAGCUUUUAGACCCGAUCUACCUCGUCACC
Molecule: messenger RNA, 2506 nt
Organism: Sapajus apella (tufted capuchin)
Lineage: Eukaryota; Metazoa; Chordata; Mammalia; Primates; Cebidae
Gene: SERF2
Product: small EDRK-rich factor 2
Exons: 3
Coding region: 788-1189 (133 amino acids)
Source: RefSeq, a predicted model, not a curated record